Molecule: messenger RNA, 2964 nt
Organism: Didymella exigua CBS 183.55
Lineage: Eukaryota; Fungi; Ascomycota; Dothideomycetes; Pleosporales; Didymellaceae
Product: HET-domain-containing protein
Exons: 3
Coding region: 1-2964 (987 amino acids)
Molecular function (GO): protein binding
Source: RefSeq, a predicted model, not a curated record
AUGCGUCUUCUAAAAUACGAAGAAGAUGGAGAGCUCACAAUCACUCCGUUCGACGAUAACGCGAUACCUCCUUAUGCGAUACUCUCACACACGUGGGGAGCCGAUACGGAGGAGGUGACCUUCGCGGACCUUGCAAAAGGCGGUGGCCAGGCUAAGCGCGGCUACCAGAAGAUCCGGUUCUGCGGAGAACAAGCUUCAAGAGAUGGCCUAGAAUACUUCUGGAUUGACACCUGCUGCAUUAACAAAGAAAGCAAUGCCGAGCUCUCGCUAGCUAUCAACUCUAUGUUUCGCUGGUAUCGCAACUCAGCUCGAUGUUAUGUCUACUUAUCAGAUGUCUCGAGCCCACCCUUAGACACCAGCUUAGAGUGCAACCUGCGGGCAUCAGAGAUCCUGAAAACUGAAUGGUUUACAUGGGUUUGGAUAUUCCUGCUUAUCCACCCUAUAUUGCGCUGGUGUCACAGCAUGAUUCGACGAUUCUUUCUCUUAUCAGAACCUUCCAGUCCGCAAUCAUCUACACCUGAGCUCAAGGAGAGCAGAUGGUUCACCCGAGGCUGGACGCUCCAGGAGCUCCUUGCCCCAAGCCGUGUCGAGUUUUUUUCCAAGGAACACACACGACUAGGCGAUACAGGAUCCCUAACGCAACAAAUACACGAAAUAACAGGGAUUCCUAGAGAAGCGCUUCAAGGGGUACCUCUGUCUCAGUUCAGCGAUAAAGAACGAUUUUCGUGGAUAGAGCACCGCCAGACAAAGAUUCCAGAAGACAAAGCUUACUCACUGCUUGGUAUCUUUGGUAUUGAAAUGCCUCUUCGCUAUGGAGAAGGGGCAGCUGGUGCGUUUAAACGACUUGAGGAGGAGAAAUCUAAGCUGAACAAUUGCCUCCGAGACUUAAGCCCAGGUAACCCGUGCGACGAUAAGAAACGCAUUGAGGGUAUGAAGGGUGGACUGCUAGCAGACUCUUACUGCUGGAUUCGUGACAACACUACCUUCCAGCAAUGGCAAACGGACUCGCACAACCAACUGCUAUGGGUGAAAGGUGACCCUGGCAAGGGCAAGACAAUGCUGCUCUGCGGAAUCAUCGACGUACUGCACGACUCAACACCUAAGACUACCCUUCUAUCGUACUUCUUCUGCCAAGCACCAGACUCGCGUAUUAACAGCGCUACAGCUGUGCUACGAGGGUUACUGUUUAUGCUUAUGGAUCAGCAGCCGUCGCUUGUAUGGCAUAUUCGCAAGAAGCACGAUCAAGCUGGCAAGUCCAUGUUUGAAGACAGAAAUGCCUGGGUCGCCUUGACAGAGAUCUUUGCCGACGUGCUGCGAGAUACGAGCUUAAGCGCGACGUACCUGAUCAUCGAUGCGCUAGACGAGUGCGUUACUGAUCUGCCGGAGCUGCUCAGCUUUAUCGCGAAGCAGUCUUCUGCGUCCUCUCGCGUCAAGUGGAUCGUGGCCAGUCGCAACUGGCCCGCUGUUGAAGAAAAGCUUGGGGCUGCAGAGCACAAAACCACGCUAAGCCUAGAGCUAAAUGCCGAGUCUGUAGCGGCCGCGGUUAAGGUCUUCAUCCAGCAGAAGGUGUGUCAGCUGGCACAAGAGAAACGCUACACGCCAGAGGUGGAAGAGGUCGUACUCCAACACUUAACUUCCAACGCAAACGACACCUUCCUCUGGGUUGCGUUGGUGUGCCAAGAUCUGAAGGAGACACCAAAGUGGCUCGUCCUAGAGAAGAUUACGCUGUUCCCACCAGGGCUAGACGCUUUGUACAAGCGGAUGCUGGACCAGAUAAGCGAGUCUAACAGCGCCAAAAUCUGUCAGCAGGUGCUAGCUUCGACUACAGUCUUGUAUCGACCUGUUACAAUUCCCGAAUUGAUUGCCCUUGUGCAGCCGCUCGAGAAUCUUGCUAACGACUUGGAGUCAGUGCGAGAGAUUGUCGGCCUUUGUGGAUCGUUUCUUACCCUUCGCAAUGACACCGUCUACUUUGUGCAUCAGUCCGCAAAAGACUUCCUCCUCGCAAAGGCGCUUAAUGGGGUCUUUCCAGACAGAACUGAAGAUAUUCAUCAGGCAAUCUUUUCGAAAUCGCUCGCAAUUCAGUCUAGGACGUUGCACAGGGAUAUGUACAGCUUGAAAGCUCUGGGGUCUCCUGUCGAGAUCGUACAAGCGCCUAAGCCAGACCCACUAGCAGCGUCACGCUACUCGUGUGUCUACUGGAUCGACCACCUAUGCGACUCUAACCCUAGAUUCUCAGCAACCUACGCAGGCUGUCUUCAGAGUAGCGGUACUGUAGAUACGUUCUUGAGAGAGAAGUAUCUGUACUGGCUAGAAGCUCUAAGUCUCUGCGGGAGUAUGCCAAAAGGUGUACUUUCUAUAACUAAGCUGCAAUCACUAUUCCAGGGAAAAGAACACUCAGAUUCUGUAAGGGCGCUUGUUAACGAUGCUUAUCGGUUUCUUUUGUAUCACAAAGGGGCAAUUGAGAGUUACCCUCUUCAAACAUAUGCAUCUGCGUUAUUGUUUAGUCCAAAAGGUAGUCUGAUGAGACAACUCUUUCGGCACGAAGAGCCAGGAGGAAUCACGAUUAGGCCAGCUAUGAGCAACGACUGGAGCACAUGCCUGCAGACGCUCGAGGGCCAUAGCGAUUGGGUCAGGUCAGUGGCCUUCUCGCCCGACUCGAGUCGACUGGCUCGACUGGCGUCAGCGUCCGACGACGGGACUGUCAAGAUCUGGGAUGCGAGCAGCGGAACGUGCGUGCAGACGCUCGAGGGCCAUUACAAUAUUGAGGACUGGAUGGGCUUUGAAAGCCAGCAACGUAUUCAUCAGGGUAUCGGCAUCAACUUAAGUGGAACCUGGAUUACUCAUAAUGCUCAAGAGCUGUUGUGGCUCCCAACAGAAUAUCGACCACAAUGCUCAGCCGUGUCAGGUAGAUGUAUUGGCCUAGGUGGAUUGUCUGGAAAGGUUUUGAUAUGUCGCGUUCCGUAA